This is a messenger RNA of Corapipo altera (White-ruffed manakin), 775 nucleotides long. RefSeq names its product insulin (gene INS). NCBI's taxonomy places the organism in Eukaryota, Metazoa, Chordata, Aves, Passeriformes, Pipridae. The coding region runs from base 241 to 720 and encodes 159 amino acids. Gene Ontology annotation, cellular component: extracellular region. The record is from RefSeq and is a predicted model, not a curated record. Gene Ontology annotation, molecular function: hormone activity. The transcript has 4 exons.
UCCCUGAUGGACUCAACAGCCCCUCUCAUGGUUGUUUCUUGAGGACUGGGUCAAGAUCCUCUCUGUUUUUGCCCAUGGACUUGAUGACACAAAGGACAGACAUGGUUUUGUGGUGUUUGGUGAGCUGGGAUUGCCAAAGAUCAUCAUUUCCCUGCCAAGAGGCUUGAUGUGCCAGAGGGUAGCCAGAGGGUUUGAGUCACAGCAGGCUGCAGCACACCUGGAAAUCUCCCUUGUUCUCUGAUGAGAGCUACGGGCUCUUUGGAAUUGCUCCCUGAAGCAUCUUCUACCAAUGAGCUGUAUCUCCAGAGGUGGGACUGUACUCACAAUCCUAUCUGCACUUCACAGACCUCCCUGUGUCUUCUCUGGCUCUUAACCUUAGGCCUCACCCUGCUCACCAUGGCUCUCUGGAUCCGAUCGCUGCCUCUUCUGGCCCUUCUCGCCCUUUCCGGACCUGGGACCAGCCACGGGGCUGCCAACCAGCACCUCUGUGGCUCCCACUUGGUGGAGGCUCUCUACCUGGUGUGUGGAGAGCGGGGUUUCUUCUACUACCCCAAAGCCCGACGGGAUGUCGAGCAGCCUCUGGUGAGCGGUCCCUUGCAUGGUGAGGUGGGAGAGCUGCCCUUCCAGCAGGAGGAGUUUGAGAAAGUGAAGCGAGGGAUUGUUGAGCAAUGCUGCCACAACACAUGCUCCCUCUACCAACUGGAAAACUACUGCAACUAGUGGCAAGGCUGGCGGUGGGGAGUUCGCAGGCCACAGGUAGAAACACGCACUUAUG